Messenger RNA from Aaosphaeria arxii CBS 175.79, 189 nucleotides. RefSeq names its product cytochrome c oxidase family protein-like protein. The transcript is spliced from 4 exons. Lineage: Eukaryota; Fungi; Ascomycota; Dothideomycetes; Pleosporales. The record is from RefSeq and is a predicted model, not a curated record. Bases 1 to 189 code for a protein of 62 amino acids. Gene Ontology annotation, biological process: mitochondrial electron transport, cytochrome c to oxygen.
AUGGCCGUCAAACCUAUCACUGGCAUGAUCCGACGAUCCGUCGUGCUCGAUAUCUCCGUUGCUUUGGGUCUCGGAACGACUGCUGGCUACGGCUGGUGGUACGGCUACCACGUCCCCGCUGUCCGCCACCGCGACGCUUUCUACCAGAAGAUCGAGGACGAGCGUGCCUCAGCUCUUGGCCAGAAAUAA